This is a messenger RNA of Rhinopithecus roxellana (golden snub-nosed monkey), 1022 nucleotides long. RefSeq names its product pleckstrin homology domain containing B2 (gene PLEKHB2). Gene Ontology annotation, biological process: regulation of cell differentiation. The transcript is spliced from 9 exons. The record is from RefSeq and is a predicted model, not a curated record. Lineage: Eukaryota; Metazoa; Chordata; Mammalia; Primates; Cercopithecidae. Bases 145 to 903 code for a protein of 252 amino acids. Gene Ontology annotation, cellular component: membrane.
GGCGGCCAGGACGCCGGACGUGCGGCAGUCGAGGUCUAGGAGACUAGAAGCUUUUGCGGCGUCUGACAGUUGUCCGCUCUGGUUCGCAGGACAGAAAGGAUGAAUUGAAGAAAACUGCGAAGAGAGCGAGAAGCUUCAGCGUGCAUGAUUUUGGAGAUGCUGAACUAUGGGGUUACCGAGGCUUGUGGAGCUCUUUUUAAAGGUGAAGAGAUGGCGUUUGUGAAGAGUGGCUGGUUGCUGCGACAGAGUACUAUUUUGAAGCGCUGGAAGAAGAACUGGUUUGAUCUGUGGUCGGAUGGUCACCUAAUCUAUUAUGAUGACCAGACUCGGCAGAAUAUCGAGGAUAAGGUCCACAUGCCAGUGGACUGUAUCAACAUCCGCACAGGGCAGGAAUGUCGGGAUAUUCAGCCUCCAGAUGGAAAGUCAAAAGACUGCAUGCUCCAGAUUGUUUGUCGAGAUGGGAAAACAAUUAGUCUUUGUGCAGAAAGCACAGACGAUUGCUUGGCCUGGAAAUUUACCCUCCAGGAUUCUAGGACAAACACAGCGUAUGUGGGCUCUGCAGUCAUGACUGAUGAGACAUCCGUGGUUUCCUCGCCUCCACCAUACACGGCCUAUGCUGCACCGGCCCCUGAGGUAGGGAGAACCCUGAGCCUUCAGCAGGCGUACGGCUAUGGGCCAUACAGUGGUGCGUACCCGCCAGGAACUCAAGUUGUCUAUGCUGCAAAUGGGCAGGCGUAUGCCGUGCCCUACCAGUACCCCUAUGCAGGACUUUAUGGACAGCAGCCUGCUAACCAAGUCAUCAUUCGAGAGCGGUAUCGAGACAACGACAGUGACCUGGCACUGGGCAUGCUGGCAGGAGCAGCCACGGGCAUGGCCUUAGGGUCUCUAUUUUGGGUCUUCUAGGGGCCUCAAGGUCUUGAUGUGCAUAGCUUCUGAUAACCCUGUGUGCAAUAAUAUGAUUUGCAGGGCAUUUCUGUUUGUGGCAAAUGUUUUUAAUAAUAGUUUUAAUCGUUCCUUUGAAA